Molecule: messenger RNA, 1407 nt
Organism: Olea europaea var. sylvestris
Lineage: Eukaryota; Viridiplantae; Streptophyta; Magnoliopsida; Lamiales; Oleaceae
Exons: 5
Coding region: 1-1407 (468 amino acids)
Molecular function (GO): nucleic acid binding
Source: RefSeq, a predicted model, not a curated record
AUGGACCUCAAUGAAUCCUAUAAGGAUAUCAAGGCUCAGAUCCUGCUUAAUAAGCCAUUUCCUGAACUUAACGAAGUCUAUUCUAUUAUACAGCAAGAGGAAAAGAGGAGACAAAUAUCAUUGGAUUAUUCUGCAAAUGAAUCUGUGGCAAUGAUUGUUAGGAGAGCUCGAAAGGGGAUUCAACACACUACUCGAAGAAACACUAAAUACUUUUGCACUCAUUGUAAAAUUGCAGAGAAGUGCUACAAAAUCUAUGGAUACCCCUUGGCGCACAAAUUGUACAAUAAGAACAAAUCCCCUAGUUCCUCUGCUAAUCAGGUCACCAAUAUACCUGUCCAAGAGAAAGUGCAUACUGAGCAAAAUAUCUCGCCACCAACACAUUUGGCAAAUCACGUUCACUCUACCAUUACACCUUACACCACUGAGGCUCAAAUGCCUUCUAUUUCUGCUUUCAUUGACACCUUAAACAACAUCAAAACUACCGUAGCAGCUAUCAUUCAAGUUGAAGAAUUUGAUCUCUUGCACUAUAGAUUAGGACACCCUUCAUACACUACUCUUAGCUUUCUAGAUAGUCACCAGAUUCCCACAUACACACAAAGUACCCAGCCUUGCAUGAUUUGCCCCUUAGCCAAAAUGCACAAGCUUCCUUUCCCUAUUAGUCAACAUAAAUUAGAAAAACGUUUUGAUUUAGUCCAUUCCGAUAUUUGGGGACCAUGUAAUGAGGUAGCUUAUGAUGGUUCAAGAUAUUUUUUGACCAUAGUAGAAGAUUACAGCAAAUGUACCUGGGUUUAUACUUUGAAAUACAAAUUUGAUGCCAGUGAUGCUUUAACUCCAUCACUGCUCAUAAACUACAAAACACCUUUUAAACUUCUUCUCAACACAAAAUCGAAUUAUUCCCAUCUUAAGGUUUUUGGGUGUUUAGCCUGUGCCACAACCUUAACUCAAAAUAGGUAUAAAUUUGAUCCAAGAGCCAGAAAAUUCAUAUUUUUGGGAUACCCCUUUAGUAUGAAAGGCUAUAAUUUGCUUAACUUGGAGACUAAAAAGACUUUUGUCUCAAGAAAUGUAACACUCUAUGAAAACAUCUUCUCUUGCAAAGGCAGUAAUUUGUCCAGCACUAGUUCCAUAUCUGAUCCUCCCAAUUUUUCCUUUGUUCUAACACCAACCACAAAUCAGCCUCAGUUUCUUGAUCCUCAAAUUUCAAAAUUUGACCAACUUUACAACAACAGCAGUAUACCAUUAAAUGCUCAAAGUCUAUCACCAAUCAGUGAAAGUUCAUCAGCAGGAAAACCAAGUCACACAAGCCUCAUAAAUGAGUUAGAAUUAGGCCAAGAGAAUCUUUUGAAUGAUCUAGAAAAACAACCUCACCAUCCAAUACUACAAGUCCUCACUUCCCAGACGGUCCACUAG